Molecule: messenger RNA, 1201 nt
Organism: Tuber melanosporum (Perigord truffle)
Lineage: Eukaryota; Fungi; Ascomycota; Pezizomycetes; Pezizales; Tuberaceae
Exons: 4
Coding region: 1-846 (281 amino acids)
Cellular component (GO): catalytic step 2 spliceosome
Source: RefSeq, a predicted model, not a curated record
AUGGAUGAAGAAUACAAGACCAUUGCAUCCGCCGUCGUGGUACCUUCCGACGAGUCCCCUCGCCACAAACGUCGCCAAUCAUCGUCCCCCGAGGCUACCAAACGUGCUCGCAUAGAGGCAAACUUGGCGCCAGAGAAGCCAACUGUUAAGGAUACAAGCAAAGAUGAAGAAAAACGUCGUGGGAGACGCUUGUUCGGAGCAAUAUUAGGUACAAUCGGGAAAUUUCAAGCAGACAACUCUUCGGUUAGGGCUAGGAACAGUGCGGUCAAACGUAGAGAAGUAGAAGCGAAACUUCAGGAGAAACUCAAGGCACAGACAGAAGAGAUUGAUGAGAAGCUUAAACGGGAGGACGAGGGCAUUAAUCACCGCAAGAUGGUGGAGCAAAGGCAAUUUGAUGAGCGCGCUAUGCAGAUUCGCCAUGACAGUUUACUCAACCAGGCACACACCCUGAGCACAAAGUCGUCUCCGAAGUUGUUUUACCUCCCAUGGAAGCUCACCCCCGAAGAGGAAGAACGCAUCAAACUACAGGUACUCGCGGCCCAGGACAUUAUCGAUAGAGAGCAGCGUGAAUUACAGCAAAAUCGCGGGACUCUUGGGGGAGAUGACCAAAAUUCAGGAACGGCUAACAUCCAAGAACCGGACGUAGCAACUGAUCGUUAUGACGCUCCAGAACUCGCUGAAGACAGGACCCAUGAGGAUGAAGACAUGGUAUAUGAAGCACCUGAGGAUCCCGCUACUAACCUUGACAAUGCUCCUGUUGAAGAGCAACAUCAGAGACAUGCUUCCGAUGUUGAUCUUGGGGAUGUGAGUGUUGAGGAAGCUGGGGAGGAUGCAGUGAUAUACUAAAAGAUCCCAUGACAAGAAACCUUUCAUGCCUUCUCACUUUUUUCGUGCCAUCCUUACAGCUAGUAGCACUCGAGGAUUAUCUCUUGUUCUCCUUUACCUUUAAUGGCACAAACUCUGCUUUGAUUGUACUAUUUUAAUCGAUGGUCGGGAGUUCUUUUUCUUUUUCGUUUUCUUUUUUCUUAGAGGUAGGGGAAAGGUUAGGUUCGGAAGUUAGGGGGGAAAGACCGGGACGGUCACUUAUAUCAUAGCGUUUCUGAUUCACCAAUGCUGGUUUCUGCCUGGCAAUGUAUUUUUAUCAUUUUUUUUUUCUACGAUAAGUUAGCACGGACAAUCUACAUUUUGUGGGGUUCCAAGA